Molecule: messenger RNA, 3069 nt
Organism: Mus musculus (house mouse)
Lineage: Eukaryota; Metazoa; Chordata; Mammalia; Rodentia; Muridae
Gene: Lrrc20
Product: leucine rich repeat containing 20
Exons: 4
Coding region: 215-562 (115 amino acids)
Source: RefSeq, a predicted model, not a curated record
GCCCCUCGGGCUCAGAACUUGCACCGGGUGCCGUCGGUCGCCGCGGGAGCGUGAGUGCUGGGCGCUGGGCUCUAGGACGCAUUGUCGCCACCUGGCCGACUGCAAGCUUGUUUCUUUCCCCAUCUGCAUCUACAAGGUCCUGAGGAACGUCUCUGAUCAGAUCCAUCUCAUCACGCUGGCUAACAAUGAACUCAAGUCCCUCACCAGCAAGUUCAUGACCACCUUCAAUCAGCUUCGAGAGCUACGCCUGGAGGGCAACUACCUCUUUCGACUCCCCAAUGAGGUCAGCAGCCUGCAGCACCUCAGGGCCAUUGACCUGUCCCGGAACCAGUUUCAAGACUUCCCAGAGCAGCUGACCACCUUGCCUGCACUGGAGACUAUCAACCUGGAGGAGAAUGAGAUAGUGGAUGUUCCGGUGGAGAAGCUGGCUGCCAUGCCAGCUCUGCGAGUCAUCAACCUGCGCCUCAACCCCCUGAGCGCCGACGUGCGUGUGAUUGCCCCACCGCUCAUCAAGUUUGAUAUGCUCAUGUCUCCAGAGGAUACGCGGGCCCCUCCGCCUUAGGACACACUCCUUGCGCUCACCCAGCAAGGGACAAAGGAUACUGGCCUGCCACCCUGAGAGGAGGAAGGCCCAUGGGAAGCCAAGCUUGGGGAGCGGGGUGGGUGGGCCAGGCAGCAUACAGAGGGAGGGGCACAGCUAAGCCAGGGUGGGUAGCUUAGCACUGUAGUGAGCCCUGGUGCUCCAGAGGGAGGAGGGAGGUGAGGCUAGAGCCUAGGCUCAGGGCCAUCACAGCUGCUGAGCUGACUUGGUUAGGUCUCUUGCUCUCUCUGAGCUUGGUUACUUGAGAGAAGGAAAAAUUGUGGCAAGCCUUUCCUGCCUGGGACCCCUCAGAGGUUCUGUCUCCACAUCGUCGGACGCCCUCUAAGCUCCUGGAUGAGCCUCGCUGGGCAUUUGGUGGACCUUAUGAUUUGAAGCCUGGUUUCUAGUGUGAGAAUCAAUCACCAUUCUGAGAGACCACCUCCACCUAUUUAUCGACUUCUGAACACAGUGGCGCCCAUCAUGGUGCCAUGUCCUGGCCAUCAGUGUCCCUGGACUGGUCAGAGCCUGAGCCCAGACAUUGGUUGGGCCUUGUGGCAGGAGCAUUUAUGAAGAACCCCACAGACAUCUGGCCAGCUCAUUCUUCCUUGUCCUGAGACAUUGUGUGAAGGACUUUCUACACACUCCGUUCUAUCCCUCCCUGAGAAUGGCCUGGCCUGGUCAGACAUUACCCACAGGGCCAUAGGAGAGGUGGCCCAGAGAAGACAAAGCCACCUGCAUGUGAUAACUGGGAUCCAAGGUCCUUAGGUGACCUCCUUCACCCUGACCUUCCUCUUGUGACCUCCCUCUGAUGACAACCUGGUUGCCUCACCCUGGCUCAGUACCACCAACCUCAAGGCUGUCACCAUAAUGACCUGCCAUCUUGAUAACCUUUGCCUGUGGCCUAAGGGGCCACCAACUGUCCCAGUAUGCCCAGAACUGUGGCAUUUCCCAGGAGGCAGCUGGGCCCUUGCCCCCUGCUAAGGCCUGUGCUUGGGGAUAUCCCUGACCCCCCUCAAUCUUCAUGUGUCUACCUCCUCACCUGAACAGCAGGCCUAUCAGCUGCCCCCGGUCCUGGCUGGUCUACACCUUUGUAUAGGUCUGUGGAGGCCCCAGGACACAGGCAGGGCUAGGCCACUUUGUCUCCAACAUUUUGCCUUUAGCACCCAAACUGUUGUUCAGCGGAAACCCACCACGGAGUUUGUCCAGGUCCCUGUCUCUUCACAAUGUUCCUGGCUCUCAGUAGGGUUGCCAUGGGAGCACUGCUGGUAUCAUGGCUGUGUAUCCUAAAAGAAACCUUGCCUAUUCCGCUUUCAUCCCUAGGCCAGCCAGCCAGAUGAGGAGGUAGACACAGGGCCCAAGCAAGGGCUGGGUGCAGCCUGAACUGGAAUGGCUCCUCCAGCACCACCCCCAUCCCCCGUGUCUCUGAGUUGGGGGUUUUACCUUGUAAAGGAAGAGGGAUGCAAGAGCCUGGCAACUCUAAGUGUUGAUAGGCUCACAGCAGCUUGCUAAAAAUACAGCCUCCAGGGGUGUAUACCUGAGAUCCGGCACAUGGUGGGCCUGAGACCGUAGGAUUGUGGAGGUGAGGUCAGCCUAUGCUGUAUAAUGAGAGCCUAUCUCAGUGCAACAAAAGCAGACAAAGUAAAAGAAGAAGAGUGUCAGACAUGGUGAUGGUCCCUUAUAAUCCCAGAUCUCCGAAAGUAGAAGCAGGAAGGUCAGGAGUUCUAGGCCAACCUUGGCCUAGACUAAAUAAUCCCGGGGGCUGGAGAGAUGGCUCCGAGGUUAAGAGUACUGACUGUUCUUCCAGAGGUCCUGAGUUCAAAUCCCAGCAAUCACAUGGUGGCUCACAACCAUCUGUAAUGGGGGAUCCGAUGCCUUCUUCUGGUGUGUCUGAAGACAGUGACAGUGUAUCUAUAUACAUGAAAUUAAAAAAAAAAAAAAAAGAGUCCCUGGGCUGUGUGAAACACAGUUCCAUCUCAGUAAAGAGGAAGCUAAAAUGCAGGGUCUCAGACCUUACACUGGCCUUCAAAGUUAGAGUUAGUUCUUGUCCCAGCAAGAACAGUAGCUGAUUUCUUCCAGGAAUGUCAUAGUUUGAGCAUCAGCAGAGGGCCUGGGCGGCAACCUGGGUGUAUGCAGAGUGAAGGCUGGCCCUCCUCCUUGCUUCCAUAGAUCUGAGUAUAUGUUCAGCCUCCCCCAGCUCCGCCCUGGGAGACCCCUGUGUCUCAGAUCGUUUCCCCAUCUUUGUGUCUCUACAACGGUGGAGAUAGUGAUCACCAGGUGAUGGUUAGGCAUGCCCUGUCUUCCCACCCUACCUCUGGUUAUCCCUGCAUGCCAAGUGGGGUUGCUCCUAGUAGUUGUUCUCUACGCUGCCUAGACAGUAUGUUCUGGCCUGUCUGGGCAAGCUUGGGCAGUCAGAACCCUCCAGAUCCAGGCUCACAGUGUGAAGAAGUCCCAUACUUCAGUCUGCAAUAAAAGAUGCUGUGCUAAUCUCA